AUGCCCGCGGCACGGGCAGAAGCGAUAGAAACAACAUCAACCUCUACACGAUCAAUGCGAGGGGCCUCAACUCCCCACACAAACGGGCCAGGGCACUGCGAGAGAUCAGAGAUACUGGGGGUAUCGAUCACCUUCUUCCAGGAAACCCACUUCCAUGCACCCCAGGCUCCUAAGUUCUCCAACAGAUACACACACAACCCCUCAAAUAAAUCCAAGGGAGUGGUUAAACUGCUCUCGGCGGACAUUCAGUUUCAGUUGGAAGCGGAGGUAAAGGACACGGAAGCGGAGGUAAAGGACCUCUUUCUCAAAGGGAAAAUAGGCGACUCCAGAAUCACACUGGCGAACUUAUACCUCCCGAAUAAGGGCCAGAAGCAGUUCCUGACCUCCGCCCUGAGAACCCUGGAAACAUUUGGAGAAGGAGCCGUCAUAAUCGGAGGGGACUUCAAUGCCCCAGACCUUCAAUGUCCAGAACGGACACAUUGA
This is a messenger RNA of Pelobates cultripes (western spadefoot toad), 483 nucleotides long. The record is from the annotation of a GenBank genome assembly. NCBI's taxonomy places the organism in Eukaryota, Metazoa, Chordata, Amphibia, Anura, Pelobatidae.